AUGGCCAGGUGGAUGGAUGACGAUUUCUUGGAUUUUGGAUUUCUGUGCAAGCUUCUGGACAAAUAUGCCAUACCCUUGCUAAGAGUAUCAUGCCUCUUUGAUGCACAUGAACACUUUGAGCGCACACCCGGUGGCAGUUCUGGAGGUGAGGGCUCCUUAAAUGCCGCUGGCGCCUCCCUCUUCGGCAUCGCCUCAGACAUUGGCGGCUCCAUUCGUAUCCCGAGUCUAUACUGCGGCAUCUUUGGCCACAAGUCGUCCGGCGGAGUGGUAUCAGUGGGCGGUCAUUUCCCCAACUCGAUCGCCGAGGAUUUUGAGCAAUAUCUGGUGGAGGUACCCAUCAGUCGUUUCGCCGUGGAUCUACCUGAUCUCCUCGAGGUGAUGGCUGGCAGCGAGAAGGCAGCCACACUUCGCUUGAGGGAACCCUUCCUGUUAAGCCAACUGAAGAUCCACUAUGCCAUGGGGUUCGAAGGUAUCAACGGAUGGAUGCAUCAGUCGGUGGAGGGGGAGAUCCAAAACGCAAUUCGCAAGGCUGUGGUGCACUUGAAAGCCCUCGGUCUGGAUGUGCAACGCGCCAAGCUUCCAAGCCUCGGCAACUCCAUGGAGAUGGCCCUGGCCGGGAUUGCAGGCAUGCACCAGAUGGACUACCUGCUGGAGGCCGAGCCAACGGAGGGGUCGGGCAAAGUGCGCGAGACUCUGGGCGAACUGUUUCGCAGCAUCCGCGGUCAGUCGAGUUACACAACCAACGCCCUGAUCUUUGAGCUUAUGCGCCGCUGCCAGGCGUUUGUGGGAAGACCUCAAAUGGAACAAUACCAUGCGGAGUCCAGGGCGCUCAUUGGAGAGUUCAGUACAUUUCUAGGGGAGAACGGGGUUCUCCUAUUCCCCACCAUGAGCUCGCCGGCCGCCAGGCACAAGUGGACAGUUUUGCCGUUGUGGGGCAUCGACUACACCCUCAUCUUCAACGUUCUCGGCCUGCCGGUCACGCAUGUGCCAGUCGGAGUUAAUAAACAGGGCCUGCCGAUAGGAUUCUCCGUAAUUGCGGCGCCCCAUCAGGAUCGCUUGUGUCUGCACCUGGCCGUGGAAUUGGAGAGGGCCUUUGGCGGUUGGCAGCCACCCACUCCACACGAGUUUGAUGAUUAAAUGAACGUUGAGAAAGAACUCUUUGAAUAUCCAUCGAAAUACAGUGUCUGUCCCAGUGGUGGAUGAAAUUGUACCAAUAGCAAUUUAUGCUGGAAUAUGGCAUCUUCUCGUAUUCCUGGGAUCUCGCGUUAUCAGGAUAUUUAGAGAGCCACAUGGCUGUAAUAUGAAACAGGCAGUUAAAAAAAAACGCAAAAGUAAAAUACAUAAUUCCAGUUACAACCAGUUAAAA
Molecule: messenger RNA, 1366 nt
Organism: Drosophila miranda
Lineage: Eukaryota; Metazoa; Arthropoda; Insecta; Diptera; Drosophilidae
Product: fatty-acid amide hydrolase 2-A-like
Exons: 4
Coding region: 1-1137 (378 amino acids)
Source: RefSeq, a predicted model, not a curated record